UUCUCAUACUCUGCGUACCCGCACUCUGUGCGUGUCUGGUACGGUGAUCGGGACGAGCGUAUCGCAGAGAACGCCGUGCGGUGGAUGGGGAGCACCAUGGGCCGCGAUAAGUGCCAGGUCCAGGUCGUGAAGGGCGCGGACCACGCUCUCAUGUUCAAAAGCGCGGUUGUCAUAGAAGUUUUGGAGUACAUCGCUGAGUGCUGGCGA
This is a messenger RNA of Phanerochaete carnosa HHB-10118-sp, 207 nucleotides long. RefSeq lists its product as uncharacterized. The transcript has a single exon. The record is from RefSeq and is a predicted model, not a curated record. The annotation marks the transcript as partial. Lineage: Eukaryota; Fungi; Basidiomycota; Agaricomycetes; Polyporales; Phanerochaetaceae.